GCCGCAUCUGCGCUGGCGGACAUGUGCGCCGCGGAGGUGGAACGUCGCGUAGCGCAGCGCUACCUGCUGAAGCGGCGGCUCGGCAGAGGGGCUUAUGGCAUCGUGUGGAAGGCAGUGGACAGGAGGACGGGUGAGGUCGUGGCCAUCAAGAAAAUCUCUGAUGCCUUUAGGGAUGAGACAGAUGCCCAGAGGACGUUCCGGGAGGUCGCGCUGCUCCAGGAAUUCCAGGGCCAUCCCAACAUCAUCCGCCUCCUUGACGUGAUCCCGGCAGAGAACGACAGGGACAUCUACCUGGUGUUCGAGCCCAUGGGUGGGCGAACCCUGCUCAGCUCCCCGCCAGCCCUGCCCGCCUGCCCCGGGGUGGACAUGUGGAGCCUGGGCUGCAUCCUGGGGGAGAUGCUGCGGGGCCGGCCCCUGUUCCCCGGCACCUCCACCAUCCACCAGCUGGAGCUCAUCCUGGAGACCGUCCCCCCGCCCUCCCAGGAGGACCUCCUGGCCCUGGGCGCCAGCUACAGCGCCCCGACGCUGCAGCACCUGGGCCCACGGCCGCGGCAGACCCUCGAUGCCCUCCUGCCCCCGGACACGCCCCCGGAGGCCCUGGACCUUCUCCAGCGCCUCCUGGUGUUCGCGCCCGGCAAGCGGCUGAGCGCGGCGCAGGCGCUCCGGCACCCCUAUGUGCGGAGGUUCCACUGCCCUGCGCGUGAGUGGUCGCUCCAAGCCCCGGUCCAGCUCCCGGUGCACGAGGCAGCCCGGCUCCCGGCCGCUGAGUAUCGCCACCGCCUCCACCAGAUGGUCCUGGCUCGCUGCAAGAAGGGCCUGGGGGCGCCCCCGCAGCCCCACCCGCAGGAGCGCCCGUGUGUGACCGACGACCCCCGCCCCGGGGGGGCGACCCGUGCAGCCGCCUGGCCCAGGCCCCACCCCGACCGCACAGAAGCCCCAACUGGGGCCAAG
Condylura cristata (star-nosed mole) is the source of this 951-nucleotide messenger RNA. It is a transcript of the gene MAPK15, whose product is annotated as mitogen-activated protein kinase 15. Lineage: Eukaryota; Metazoa; Chordata; Mammalia; Eulipotyphla; Talpidae. The transcript is spliced from 9 exons. The annotation marks the transcript as partial. Gene Ontology annotation, biological process: intracellular signal transduction; protein phosphorylation. Gene Ontology annotation, molecular function: protein serine/threonine kinase activity; ATP binding. The record is from RefSeq and is a predicted model, not a curated record. Gene Ontology annotation, cellular component: nucleus; cytoplasm.